UGAGAAAAUGUUUUGGUUUCAAGAUCAGCGAGUAGUCUGUAUUGACACCGACGUUUGAAGCACACAAGAUCUACGCAGCAUGACAUUUGUGUUGUGCAGUUGUUGUAGUUAUGAAUCAGAGUGGGGUAUUUCCUCUAGUGCGUCCAGAACGACAUCAGACAUUCACUCGACCCCUCCAUAGCGUAACUAAAUGCAAUCUUGCUUGCAAUUUGUACCAUUUUGGUAGACUUGAUGAGGAAUCCGAUGCCAUCGCCAUCGUUCUAAUUGAUUGCGAUUCCAUCCAAUUGACCAGGGUUAACCACCGGUUUCGCACGUAAGAAACCUACAUAUAAAGUACACUAUUCUCAAGAUCCAGUGUUAUCGCUCUCAACCUCUCUUCAUAUCUUAAAUACUGCUAGAUACGCCAUAUCCACUCAAUCAAUCACCAUGAAAGCAGUCCAAAUCCUCGAAAAGGGCAAAGCCGGCGUCGUCGACGUCCCCAUCCCCAAAAUCCGCCCAAACAGCCUCCUCAUCCGGACCAUCGCUGUCGCCCUCAAUCCCACAGACUGGAAGCACGUUGGGUAUCUCGACACCCAAGUAACCGUCGGUUGCGACUGGUCCGGCAUCGUAGAAGAAGUCGGCUCAGAAGUGACGAAGCCGUUCAAGAAAGGCGACCGCGUGUGGGGAUUCAACCACGGCAGCAACAUUGAUGAUCCCGAGGGCGGUGCUUUCGGCGAGUAUCUCAUCACGCUGGCAGACUUUGUGAUGAGGAUUCCAGAGGGCAUGGGGUUUGAGGAGGCGGCUUCUUCUGGGUCGGGGAUCUUGACGGUUGGGCAGGGGCUUUAUCAAGAGAUGGGACUUCCGUGGCCGAGUGAGCCUCUCGAGGACGCGAAGCCGUUGUUCAUAUAUGGUGGAUCUUCUGCCACUGGGGCUCUCGGUAUCCAAUUUGCCAAACUAUCCGGAUUCGAAGUCAUAACAGCAUGCUCGCCCCGCAACUUCGAAUACGUCCAGAGUCUAGGGGCCUCGAAAGUCUUCGACAUCAACAGCAACGAUCUAGGCGCCGAGAUCCGCGCGUACACCGACGACAAACUGUACUACGCGUGGGACUGUGUGGGCGGUCCAAACGCAUUUCCAGUCUGCACGUCCGCGCUCGCAUCUUCGGCGCCAGAAGGGCAGAAGAUCAUCUUUGGGACUAUUGUGAACAGCAAAGAACGACCGCGCGACGAUGUCACGUAUACUUACAGCAUAGGAUACUCUGCGGCGGGGAAAUCGUAUGUGCUUGGUGGUGUGAGGCGGCCGGCGCAACCUGACCACUAUGACUUUACGAAGAAGUGGACGGAGUUUGCAGAGAAGUUGAGGUUAGAGGGGAAGUGGAAGGCACAUCGGCAGGAAGUGAGGGAUGGUGGGUUUGAGGGCAUUUUGGGGGGAAUGCAGGAUAUGAAGGAUGGGAAGGUCAGCGGUGUGAAGCUUGUUUAUAGGGUUGGUGAGCCUUGAUUAGGAAUUUGGGAAUAAGAGGAAUGUCAAGCUGGGUGUAGAUGUCUUGAAUGUGAGCAAAGUACGUUUAAGGGAAUUAAGAGAAGCAGUGCCAAUGCUGGAAUUGUUUGAUGAGAUCUUGUUGGACGCAUGCCAUCGCAAUACCGUUCUUGUGAGAUAUAACGAUAGAUCAUGGAUCAGGGGUAAAAUUAGACUAACCGUGGACGGGGACGGGAU
Aaosphaeria arxii CBS 175.79 is the source of this 1689-nucleotide messenger RNA. RefSeq names its product putative zinc-binding oxidoreductase ToxD. Gene Ontology annotation, molecular function: oxidoreductase activity, acting on NAD(P)H. The record is from RefSeq and is a predicted model, not a curated record. The transcript has 3 exons. Bases 427 to 1473 code for a protein of 348 amino acids. Lineage: Eukaryota; Fungi; Ascomycota; Dothideomycetes; Pleosporales.